Messenger RNA from Carassius auratus (goldfish), 3713 nucleotides. RefSeq names its product alpha-N-acetylgalactosaminide alpha-2,6-sialyltransferase 2-like. NCBI's taxonomy places the organism in Eukaryota, Metazoa, Chordata, Actinopteri, Cypriniformes, Cyprinidae. The coding region runs from base 988 to 2670 and encodes 560 amino acids. The transcript is spliced from 9 exons. Gene Ontology annotation, molecular function: sialyltransferase activity. The record is from RefSeq and is a predicted model, not a curated record.
CAAAAGUUACAGAGGAAAUUGGAUUAAGGUUAAGGUUGAGCUGUUUUUCCAUUUGUUAGUCAGUUAGUCAUUUUCUCCUGAGAUUCUGGAUCACAGUGCACACUUCCUCUGAUAAUCAUUCCUGCAUGAAGCCAUGUUCGGUGUUGCUGUGGAGACUAGUGUCACAAGCUAAAAGAGUGAUUUUAUGUUUUGCUGUCUCUGUGUUUUCAGGAGUGAGGUUAGGAUUUUACUUUAAAUUUAUUUGCACAGCACUUUCCACAAUAGCCAACAUAUUCUUCCAAAACAGCUUCACAAACAAUAGAAGCUUAUAAAUGUCACAAUGAGCAGCUAAAAUUGGUAGCGGAAGGAAAAAACUCCCUUAGAUGUUUAAGCAGUAAGGUCGAAUCCAUUUGGGAUAUCACCUUUCCUUAGUUAUCAGCUUUAUUCUGCAGUAAGGGCCAGAAAUGAACAACAAGAAAUCUACGGCUUUGGGUCUGCUCCUUUAAUUCAGUCAGGUGUAGAAUCACUCGGCUUUAACGCUGGUCAAGUGUAUUCUCUAGAGAAGUGCGUGCACAAUCAUUGCUCUGAAAGUAGGGUCUGCUAUGUGAAAUGUCGCUCAGAUGCUUUUAAAAGGGCACGCUCUAAUUUUAAAAGAAGCAUGGUUAAAAAAAAGGCAGGAAAUGGCACAAACUAGCUGGCAUUAAAACGUGUGGUUCUAUUAGUAGUAGUUUUGGGGGCGUUUCAAUACCCUUUGGAAACCUGCUGUACAAGUUACUCUAUAAUUAUGUUUAAUAAAUGAGAGUAAUGAAUAAAAAUGAGUUGUAGUUCCCACAAAAAAAACAAAAAAAAAAAGCUCUUGAAAUGUUCUCACCCUCAGGCCAUCGAAGAGACUUGUUUUUGCAUUACAUGUCUUGAUCCUCUGCAGUGGAUGGGUGCCGUCAGAAUGAGUCCAAACAUCACAAUAAUCCACAAGUAACCCACACGACUCCAGUCCAUCACAGUGAAAACAUGUUUUUUUCUGACAGGAAUAACAGCAUUUCUUUGAAAAAUCAACCAUCUUCUGAGAAUGAACUGGACACUCAACUGGGGCAAAAUUCAUUGCAGAAAUCAGAUGUUCAGAAUUCAUUGCAGAAAUCUGAUGUUCAGAAUUCAUUGCAGAAAUCAGAUUUUCAGAAUUCAUUGCAGAAACCAGAUGUUAUGAAAUCAUUGCAGAAAUCAGAUGUUCAGAAUUCAUUGCAGAAACCAGAUGUUCAGAAUUCAUUGCAGAAAUCAGAUGUUCAGAAUUCAUUGCAGAAAUCAGAUGUUCAGAAUUCAUUGCAGAAAUCAGAUGUUCAGAAUUCAUUGCAGAAAUCAGAUGUUCAGAAUUCAUUGCAGAAACCAGAUGUUCAGAAUUCAUUUCAGAAACCAGAUGUUAUGAAAUCAUUGCAGAAAUCAGAUGUUCAGAAUUCAUUGCAGAAAUCAGAUGUUCAGAAUUCAUUGCAGAAAUCAGAUGUUCAGAAUUCAUUUCAGAAAUCAGAUGUUCAGAAUUCAUUGCAGAAAUCAGAUGUUCAGAAUUCAUUGCAGAAAUCAGAUGUUCAGAAUUCAUUGCAGAAAUCAGAUUUUCAGAAUUCAUUGCAGAAAUCAGUGUCAGGAAAUGAUGCAAAGUCUGAUCAAGCAAAUUCAAUCACAAUCUCCUUAAAACCAGUGCCAAAACCCACUGAGACUGACUUUUUUGGUGACCAGUAUGCCACAGAUGACUUUCCUUCACAAACCAACUGUCCCAACAAUAUUAGGAAGCGUGUGCCUCAGACUCAAUUUGCUAAGAUGUUUCUGCACGAUAUUCCAGUGCUCCAAUGGGCAAAGCAUUUUAGUCCAGAAGAGUACCAGCGGUUGAGUCACUUUAGUGGAGCACACGGCUGGGGAAGUGUCAAAGCUGAAGUUUUGAAUAGCUCACUGGCAAUUUUAAAUAAAACUGCAAAUCGGAUGAUGUUUGAUGACUGGGAUAAUAGAGCAGACCGAUCUGAGUGCAUUCGCUGCGCUGUGGUGGGAAAUGGGGGAAUACUGAAUGGUUCAAGGAAAGGCAAGGAGAUCGAUGACCAUCACUACGUCUUUAGGGUAAAUGGUGCGGCUCUUAAAGGGUUUGAGGAUGAUGUGGGAUCCCGGACUUCCUUCUACACAUUCUCAACCAACACCAUGCGAAACUCCAUAUAUAGCUAUGCUCACAUAGGCUACAGAGGGCCACCUAUAUCCAAAGAAACCAGGUACAUAUUCCUGCCAGACCAUGACCGAGAUUAUAUUCUUAUGAAGGCGGCUUCCACACACACAGCAAUUGAUCAAGGCCCUGAGCGCAGCAAAAAGCCCCCUGCAUACUUUGGUGAAGAUGUGACUGUUGAAAAAUUCAAAAUCUACCACCCAGACUUUAUCCGCUACCUCCGAAACAGGUUCCUGCAUUCAAACCUUCUGAAAACAAACGCGAGAGGAAUUUACAGGCCGUCAACAGGAGCAGUGAUGCUCCUAGCUGCUAUUCAUACAUGUGACCAGGUUGAUGCUUACGGGUUCAUGACCCCUGACUACAGUAUGUAUUCAGACCACUACUACGACAAACAGCGCCAUGAAGUGCAUUUCUAUGCCAAUCAUGACAUGCGAAUGGAAAUGAGGUUGUGGCAAGAGCUGCAUAAUGCCGGACUGAUCAAUCUCUUCAUGCGCCGAUAAGCACAUAUGGAUGGACGCUACACACUUUAUAACGUGUUUUUUAUUGUGAGAAGAACUGAAAAACCUCUGGUAGGUGUGUGAAGGACAAGCCUGUUAUUCCCCCAAUGGUAUUAGACAUAUUUGCCUUCUGAAGGAAAAGUUAAUAAUUGUUGUUCAACAAAAAACUACGUGCAGAGGCUAUGUAGUCAACACUUUAGAUUGAUUGUCUUUUGAGUCAAUUCACGAGAGACAAAUGGCUGACAUGUGUUUUAGGGAGAGGCCUUGUAAACAUCGAUAUAGUGUUCAGGAAUGACUGAAUAACUCUUGUGUUCUCGGCUGCUGUUUGUUCACACAUAUUGAGUAAUUUCACAUCGAGGCUGGGCAGGACGAAUCAUGGUCUUAAUUUGGGCCACGUACAAAGAUUCUGUAAUAAGUGCCUUAAUACUUCUCACACGCUGGACUGUCAUGGCGUGUGAGAAACAGCGAUUCAGAGAACACUACGUGAAAAAUACUCAACCAAAGAGAAUAAUUUAAAUGAUUUUAUUUUUAAUUCUUAAUCCUAUUUUUAACAUUGCGUGCGAGUAUAAAUGUUUCUAGGUGGUCCGUUCAAAAUGUACCUGUUGCCAUGUUGCAUCACGUGGAAAUGAAGAAGUUUUUGUUUUUAAGAGACUUUUUAUGCUUGGGCUGUAAUGUUUACAGCUUAACUUUACUUGGAAGCUUUAAAGUGCAAUAGCUUAUGGCUCACAAUCUGUUUGAAUCAAAAUGUGAAUUUCUUUUGUGAUUUGUUUGAUCCUGCUAUGGUGUGUUUGGUCACUUGAUGCUAUCUCAUGAUUGUAUUUAACAAAUUCUUUACCAAAUAAUUGAACUGCUAUGUUCACUCAAAUUAACUGGUGUCGAGGAUCACCACACUCCUGGUUCACCAGUUCAUAAAUCAUUCCACCUUUAAUAAAACAUAUUUUUGGAAACAAAUGCUAGUAACAGAGAUUGAACGAUGGUCCUAAAGCAAGGGUGUAUUUUAAACUCAUAAUAAAUCCUUUGAAAUGGUGUUGUUGAUUUAAAAAUGA